AUGCGAACUGAAAUUCACCAGACACUGCGCUUUAAUCGCGCAGCAUUCACGAGCGGCCAACAGACAGUAAGUAGUAUAAAAAUGGCGAAUAUUUUUCAUCCUGACAGCAUGUUGCCUUCUCACAACGCGUACACGAGGUUCAGAGUCCCUUAAUUCAGCCCAGGGAGGUGCUAUUGAUUUAUGCAUUCAUUGAGCAGGUUAUAUGGUAACCCUGUAAACCAACAUUAUGUCUCUAAACGGGCCACGCGGUGGAUGAAAUGGAACAUAAUAGAGGCUAGGUCGAGGUCAAGCAGGAGCUAGUGGAGAUGCGCACACCUAGGUACAGAUUCAUGCAGCGCCGACGAGAAUCCGAGCGACUCUCCCAUUCUCUUGUUGCGUAUAAUCCUGUUCAGUGUGCGUUAGGGACCAGGGGAUGUGGCGACUCACCGUGCCAACCAUCUGCACCUUUUUCCGCUCCGGUCUUCUUGAUUCUGCUUUGACUCUAGGCGUAGGUUGAGGGAGAGGAAAGUGUGAAGUAGAUGCCGCGCAAGUCUACCAUAAUUAAGAAGUAAUUCAGGCGCAAGACACCGUCCCUGCGGAACACACGGUGGACAUCGUCGGUCACGGCGGUUGGAAUGUCGCAAACAAACAGACGAACUGCAGGAUUUUAUGAGGUCCUGCAGUGUGGGGGCUAACUCAUGAAAUGUCAAUCGAAAUUCCGAAAUGCGUUUUCGUUUCAUAAAGAUUAAUUAAAUCAAGUUGUAAAACUAGUCAUCAUGCAGAAUAAUUCUAUAAUAGUUCAGUUGUCUCAGGACGCCGGCUUUCAUACGAACUUAUAUCAGGCCGCCUCCUCAAACUGCAGUCUGUAAAAAUGACUACUUAUUUAGCGUGAAUUUUCCUUAUUGAUUUUCGAUGUCCUUAAACAAUCCAUUAGAUUACAUAGAAAGCAUGCAUUAAAAUAUUCAUUCGUUUGCGCAUCCGAUAGAAAAUUGCGCCUUCUUUCAAUUUUAUACUCAAAGGUAGGGUAUAAUUCGGUUUUCAAAAACUUUUCUAAUUCCCGAAUAAUUUUGAUCUCCACCUGCUGCUACACUUGCAUUUAGGGUUUCCAACAUACAAGCUGUAUAUUUUUUGUGUGCGGAAACCAUGCGUUUCUCUACGGUAUUAAGCGGAGACUAUAUGGGGUUCAUAAAAUUUUGCAGUGGAUUUAAGCCAUGUUGUAAGCUUUACUAGCAACAUUGGUAAAUGAAGAGACACGUUACUUUACGAAGGGGCAUUUCAUGGCAUUAAAAUAUCUCUUAAUUGGAAACUUCGUUAAAACCGAACUAUAUCCUUUCUUCGAGUAUCACAUCGGAAGAAGGCGUAUUCUUCUACCGUAUGAGCAAAGGAUUUAAUAUUUUAUGUAUGUUUUCUGGGAAAUAUAAUAAAUUGUUUAAAGGCAUCAAAAAUCAGUUAGAAAAAUGCAUGCUACUUAUGUAGUCAUUUCUUGCAGACGGCAGUUUAAAGGGACGGCCAGAUGUAAGCUCAUUAAAAAGUCAGCAUCAUGGGGCAGCUGAAUUAUUAUAUAAUUAUGCCGAAUGAUGAUUAGUCUUACAACCUUAUUGAAUUACUCUUUUUGGAACGAAAGCGCACUUUGAAAUUUCGAUUGACAUUUUAUGAGUUGUCCCACGCACUGUAUAAGCAUGUUAUGACGCAGUAGAUUUAGAUGGUUACUACUUACUAGGAAGCCAAUUACUGUAAAACUUACACGACACCAGUUCCAGAUUAAGGGAAGAUUCUGUCACGCACACAUUAGCGAAUAAUUCUUAAUCAGCGAGAGCAAACGGGCUGGUGUCCCUUAAACGGGCCAUGCGAAGGAUUCAGUAGACUGGCGCCGGGUCACAUCAAGGUUCAAAACGCGUUAUUUGCGUUUCAGACCCCCUAACAAAAAUUGCCACGGACGGGCAGUUUUGUGGCACGCUUAGACGCAGACUCACACCGCUCUAGCCAGGCGUACCUAAUCCCGCACUUGAUGGUUGACCGGUUCGGACAGCGGACUGAUACCUAGAGGAGCAGGAGGAGGACGAGGAGGAGGAGGAGGAGGAGGAGGAGGAGGAGGAGGAGGAAGAGGAGGAGGAGCGGAACGAGAAUGAGGUCAACUCUGGGGAGUUUGUUCUCCCCACGGCACUUCAACACAUUUUCUCACUCCGUACAGUCUGA
Spirometra erinaceieuropaei is the source of this 2175-nucleotide messenger RNA. The record is from the annotation of a GenBank genome assembly. Lineage: Eukaryota; Metazoa; Platyhelminthes; Cestoda; Diphyllobothriidea; Diphyllobothriidae.